Patiria miniata (bat star) is the source of this 1801-nucleotide messenger RNA. Its product is annotated as DCN1-like protein 4. Gene Ontology annotation, cellular component: ubiquitin ligase complex. The record is from RefSeq and is a predicted model, not a curated record. Gene Ontology annotation, biological process: positive regulation of ubiquitin-protein transferase activity; protein neddylation. NCBI's taxonomy places the organism in Eukaryota, Metazoa, Echinodermata, Asteroidea, Valvatida, Asterinidae. Bases 392 to 1114 code for a protein of 240 amino acids. Gene Ontology annotation, molecular function: ubiquitin-like protein binding; ubiquitin conjugating enzyme binding; cullin family protein binding. The transcript has 8 exons.
GAUGGAUUGCAUAGCGCAUGCUCACUACCGGCGGCACGGACAUGGCGAUCGUCAGUGGUGGGAAACCUGCGUUUGUUCUCUGAUUUUACCGUAAUUUUUACCCCUUUAUAGGCGCAAUCAUCGAAAGGAAAUUUAAAUGCAUUAGCACUAGCAAAGAGGCCAUAUCUCCAGGCUCUUCAAGUCACCUGGUACCCAAGACCACACAGGCUGAAUCACACUGGAGCACCUGACAGGUAGCAUACCAUCACAGCAGUCUGCACUACCUCAGUGCUUCACUCGCUUGAGUUUGAGUGCCUGUCAGAAGCCCAUAACAGCUGAGGAUCCUGUAAGCUGUGUCAGAGAUACAACACUAUCAACCCAAACAUUCUUCCUUCCUUGCUGCAACCUAGACAUGCCCCCACGUCGUAAACGGAAACUAUCCUCAGCUGAAGAUGAGACCAAGAUGAAGAAAUCCAGGUCAAGCAACUCUUCCCACCAUCGCCACCAUCACCACCACCACCAGACCUCACUAACCAGUCAAGACAGCGCACAUUCUUCCUUCUCCUCCAAGCGCUGCCAGACAUGGUUCCAAGAAUACACGGGGCAGGAGGACUUGAUCGGCCCAGAGGGCAUGGAGAAGUUCUGUGAGGAUAUCGGAGUGGAACCUGAGAAUAUCGUCAUGCUGGUGCUUGCGUGGAAGCUGGAAGCCGAUCAGAUGGGCUUCUUCACACUACAGGAGUGGAUGCUAGGCAUGACAAGACUACAGGUGGAUAACCCCAGGAAACUACAAAGCAAGAUGGAUUACCUACGCACGCUACUUAACGAUCCACCUACCUUCAAGAAAAUCUACAGAUACGCGUUUGACUUUGCAAGGAACAAAGACGAGCGAAGCUUAGACUUAGAAACUGCCAAGGCGAUGUUAGCUCUUCUCCUUGGCAGACAGUGGGUACUAUUCAAUUCAUUUCAGCAAUUCCUAGAUCACUCCAGGUAUAAGGUAAUCAACAAGGACCAGUGGUGCAAUAUACUGGAGUUUAGCCGAGCCAUCAAACCAGACCUAAGUAACUAUGACGUAGAUGGUGCAUGGCCAGUCAUGCUGGAUGAAUUUGUUGAAUGGAUGAGAGUGAGGCAACAAUAACAAGGUUUGAUUUAUAUAAACCCCGCCCUGCUGUUUAUCAUGCACCUGCCUACACCAAUCCAGCCAAUCAGAUACCAUCCUGAGAUGUAUACAUAUUCAGUAUGCCUUAUAAAUAUUUAUGACUUUGUAUUGGAUGCCUUCAUGUGUGGGAGGACUUUGAGAAAGCAUUAAUGAAAAGCAGUCAUUAUAAUAGGCUCUAGUCUACUUUACGUGACAUGGUUAUUCAGUAUUUCCUAUGAAUAUGUAAGACUGGCUGUUUGAAUGUAAAUCAACUGCUCAGCUGUUCAUACCAAAAUCCUUUACAAAAACAUGUUGCAUAUUUAUAUUUGGAUUAAGUGUGCAUUAAUUGUUAAUGUAAAACCAUUGUCACUUCACGGUGCUUAUAAUUUUGGCCCUCAUAGCUAAAAGUACAAUUUAAUGCUAUGUUUUGAAGAAUUGGCUCAUUUUCAAAUUCUUUUCAAAUUUGAAGCAAAAUUUGGGGUUACAAAUUUGUUACAUCGGAAGGUACUUAAGUUGGCAUAGGGCAUCUUAUAAUAUCUCCUGAUCCGGUUUUAAUAUAGAAAUUAAACAUUUCUGAUUAUAGAGGCUUGUUAUUCCUCAACAAUUUCUUCCUGUUUUGUAUAAUUUGUAAGGAGACUUCAACAGUAAUAAUUAUUAAAGCAACUCUGGUUUUGAACAUCAACUUGA